Etheostoma spectabile (orangethroat darter) is the source of this 2565-nucleotide messenger RNA. It is a transcript of the gene nr1h4, whose product is annotated as nuclear receptor subfamily 1, group H, member 4. Gene Ontology annotation, cellular component: RNA polymerase II transcription regulator complex. The transcript has 10 exons. Gene Ontology annotation, molecular function: zinc ion binding; bile acid binding; nuclear receptor activity. Lineage: Eukaryota; Metazoa; Chordata; Actinopteri; Perciformes; Percidae. The record is from RefSeq and is a predicted model, not a curated record. Gene Ontology annotation, biological process: positive regulation of transcription by RNA polymerase II; lipid metabolic process; negative regulation of inflammatory response. The coding region runs from base 296 to 1774 and encodes 492 amino acids.
GACAUGGACAGGAAUGGACAGUUUAAUUAAUAACCACCAUCCAUUUCUCCCUGACCUCAACUAGUCACACAUGCUCUCACUGGAGCCCAGACACAAGCAGCUUAAUGUUCAUGAGUAAAUAUUGAUUGAGCCGUAGCUCACGGCAUGGAUAUCAGAAACAAGGCUGAAAAAGAGGAAAGUUAGCGGACAGGAAUUUAACAUUAACUGACUGGGAAAAGAAGUAAACAAAGACCUACCACUACCACUACUCAGUCCAACCUGUGUUAUCUGAGUUGGUGCCCGACGACCAUCCUGAAUGAAUGAGUGGUGCCCCGACAUCAAUGUGGUGGGACCUCUGCAAAUCCCACCCAGCGAUGAAUUCUCCAUCUCAGAGAGCCCCCACUUGUUUGAUAUUCUGGCAGAUCAAGGAAGUCCUCUCCUGCAGGAUCCCGACAUCUUACCCUUCACCAGCUAUCCCAGCAUGCAAUACCCAUGCAUAGAGCCGACCAUGUCUUCCACACCAUACUACUCCAGUCAGAACUACUACCCACAGUACAAUGGAGAUGAAUGGUAUUCACACACGGGGAUAUAUGAACUGAGGAAAGGACCGCUGGAGGUCAGCUUUGAUGCUGAGAUGGAGGAUGUGUCUGCUGUGGUGCCUGCUGUGUGCAAGAGGACCAGGCACAUGUCGCAAGCUGGAAGGGUCAAAGGGGAGGAACUGUGUGUGGUGUGUGGAGACAAGGCCUCUGGAUACCACUACAACGCUCUUACCUGUGAGGGAUGUAAAGGUUUUUUCAGACGCAGCAUAACCAAGAACGCUGUGUACAAAUGCAAGACUGGCGGAAACUGUGAGAUGGACAUGUACAUGCGCCGGAAAUGCCAGGAGUGUCGGCUAAGAAAGUGCAAAGAGAUGGGCAUGCUGGCCGAAUUGAAGCCUUCAUCAUCACUGGCAGGCCUGCUGACAGAGAUCCAGUGCAAGUCUAAAAGGCUGCGGAAGAACACGAAGGCCUCUCCGGGACAGUCAACUGGAGAUGAGACAGAGGGGGCGGACAACACAGACAACAAACAGGUCACCUCAACCACCAAACUGUCGAAGGAAAAAGUCAAAAUCACCAAAGAGCAGCAGGCGCUCGUGAAAUCCAUCGUAGACGCUUACAACAAACAUCAAAUUCCUCAAGACGUGACCAAAAAGCUGCUCCAAGAACAGUACAGCGCAGAGGAAAACUUCCUCCUAUUGACAGAAAUGGCAACAAAUCAAGUUCAAGUUCUGGUGGAGUUUACAAAAAAUAUUCCAGGCUUUCUUUCUCUGGAUCGUGAGGAUCAGAUCGCUCUGCUGAAGGGUUCGGCUGUGGAGGCCAUGUUUCUGCGCUCAGCUCAGGUUCUCAGCAAAAGGAUGCCCAAUGGACACACAGAAGUUUUAAAGGAGAGGGUACGCAAUAGUGGUAUGUCAGAGGAAUUCAUGACUCCCAUGUUCAACUUUUACAAAAGCAUCGAUGAACUCCAAAUAGGGCAGGAGGAACAGGCUCUUCUAACCGCCGUAACCAUUCUGACACCAGAUCGGCCUUAUGUGAAGGAUUAUCAGGCUGUGGAGAGACUUCAGGAGACCAUGCUGGACGUGCUGAGGAAGCUGUGUGUCCUGCAACACCCACAGGACCCACAGUACUUCGCUCGUCUCCUGGGCCGUCUGACGGAGCUGAGAACACUCAACCACUACCACGCAGAGAUGCUAACGUCCUGGAGAAUGAACGACCAAAAAUUUACACCGCUGCUCUGUGAGAUCUGGGAUGUGCAGUGACCCACCAGGAGUAGCAAAGAAAGCGGUGACCUAAGGAUGAUAACAUGAACAUUUCAACUUGCAAGACAAAGGCAUGGUCUACAGUGCAUAUUUAUGUUGGAUGAUGUGAGGAUGUAAUGUGACCUGUUGAUGGCAUUAAUCAUACAUCAGUGAAUGUGUCAGUGAAUGGCUGAAUUGUUUGUGUUUAUUCUGCUCAUGGGUUGCAUGUCUAUCUACUGUGUGAUUCAGCCAACUCAGACGAAUCUCAUUUUGGAAAUUAUGACAGUGCAAAGAGGAAAGUCUUCAAGGGAUGGGAUUUGGCACACUUCUUCUUACUGUAUACCUCAGGAUAAACAUCUUGAAGUCCCAAUGCAAUUAGCCCGACAAGUACAAACACUGAAACAUAUUCAAAGCAAAGGUGCUAAUAAGAAGUGUAAAGUUUAGAUUACAUUUAGCAUAAAAAUGGCUACAUUUAUUUUUUAUUUGUGAAACUCAUAGUACUUGCUACAAAGGCUACUUGCUGUAAAUACACAAAAGUUGUAUGUUUUCAAUUAAUAAGAGUAACAUAAAAACGGUUUAGGUUGGAACAUUCUUCAGAAUAUGUUCAUAACUGUUAUAUUACAAUGUAUGAGUAAACAUACAGACAUUUGGUACUUAAAACAAAUAAUGAUUAUUGUUUCUCUUUAAUCUUUCUGACUAAACUGAAAUAUGUUCAAAUUACCCCUGAACACUGUAGAAAUAUUAAUAUCUAAGUGUUUCCCUGAUAAAAUGUGGUGUUCAACUUCCACUUUUUAUAAACUGCAACAACUAAC